Messenger RNA from Closterium sp. Naga37s-1, 4164 nucleotides. NCBI's taxonomy places the organism in Eukaryota, Viridiplantae, Streptophyta, Zygnematophyceae, Desmidiales, Closteriaceae. The record is from the annotation of a GenBank genome assembly.
AUGGCGCAGACUUUGAAUGACCGGCUGAAGGGAAGCACUGCCACGUCGGAUGGACGCGUCAUCCUCCACGUGGAUCUGGACUGCUUCUAUGCCGCGGUGGAGGCAGUGCGGCUCGGUAUUCCCAGGGACACGCCGCUUGCCGUGCAGCAGUGGGAGGGCUUGAUCGCGGUGAACUAUGCGGCGAGGGCGAGGGGAGUGCAGAGGCACGACCGCGUGUUCCAGGCCAAGCAGAAGUGUCCAGAGCUGCAGCUGAUACACGUGGAGACGGUGGGGGGAGCGCCAGGGGCAGGGCGCAAUGCAGGCAAGGUGUCGCUGGAGCGCUACCGGGCCGCCUCUCAGCACGUGUUUGCUGCUUUCCGCCGCGUGUGCCCCACUGUGGAGCGCGCGAGCAUUGAUGAAGCAUAUAUGGAUGUUUCUACCAAGGUGGACGCCAUGCUCUCACGCCCACCCCCUGCAGUCCCGCCUGCACCAGAUGAGGCCUCAGUGGGCACAGGUGGGACUGCAGAGGUCCCUGCUGCUGCCUGGGAGGAGCAGUGGAGGGAGCUGUUGGGGAGUGUGACUGAAGUGACGGCAGGGAGUGCGAUAGAAGUGAAGGCAGGGAGUGUGACUGAAGUGAAGGGCGAUGCGACUGAGGAAGGUGGUGAUUGUGGUGAUGGGAGUGAUGGGGUUGGAACGGAUAGGGAAGGUUCAGGGGAGGAAGGGGAGCGGAAGGCUGGGGUGCAGCAGCCGCAGCUGGAGCAGCAGCAGCAGCGGGUGGGGGAGACGAAGAGAGAGCAUGGAGGGGCAGAAGAAGGCGGAGGAGGAUCAGCAGUGGCACUGGCGGUUCCCAAGGCACGGCUGGUGGUGCGGGAGGGACCUCUGGAUGCACGUGAUGACGUGGAGAGGAGGCUGCAGGCAGGAGUGGUGAUAGCCCACCGUCUUCAACAGGAAGUGCUGUCGUCGCUGGGCUACACAGUGAGUGUGGGAGUGGCUCGCUGCAAGCUGCUCGCCAAGAUGGCCUCCGCCAUGACCAAGCCGUUUGGGAUCACGGUGGUGCCGCCUCGUGCCGUCCCUGCCCUGAUGGAGGACGUUCCUCUCAAGAAGAUCCGCAAUCUUGGCGGCAAACUGGGGCAGGAGCUACAGGCAAUGGGGUGUGCAACCGCAGGCCAGGCACAUGCACUGGAGCUCCCAGACCUCAUCGCCAGGUUCGGGGAGAGGCUCGGGAACUACGUGUGGAGGGCUGUGAGAGGGCUGGAUGAAACACCAGUGGAGGAAAAGGGUGUGCCCAAGUCCAUGCUUGCAGCCAAGUCCUUCAAUGCCACGUCAUCGUGGGAUGACAUCUGGAGCUCUCCUUCCUAUGAUCUACCUCACCCACUUCACCUCCCCCGUCUCCGUUCUGGUUCCUCCCCCUUCUCCUCCACUGCUUUCGGUCCCUGUGACAGUCGCUGGAUGACCAUUCUCGCUCAGGAGCUCUCUCUUCGCAUGCUCAAGGACGCAAAGGACAACAAACGCCGCCCGCGCUCCCUGCAUCUGCACUACAGGGGCGGCAGUGACGGUGGCGGCGGCAGUGGUGGGUGGGGAGGAGGCGGAGGAGGGGAGAAGUCGAGGUCUUGUGGCAUGCCUCGAGACAUUGAGAGGGUGAUAGAAGGGUUCGUGGACCGAUGGUGUCGGGAAGGGGGAAAGGAGCAGGCGGAGGAGAGGCAGGAUGUCGUCAGGGAGGAGGGGCGGGUGGAGGGGAGGAUGGCGGGGAGGGAGGAGGAAUUGGAGCAGGGGAGGGAGGAUGGGAGGGAGGAGGGGAAGGAGGAAAGUAGGGAGGAGGUUGAGGAGAAGAUAGGUGAGCUGGGCGAGGAGGUGAGGCAUGAGAAGGAGGCAGAGGACGGGGAUGCACCCUCGGAGAACGCAGGUGUGGACGAGGGGGCGGGGCAGGAGGUGCCGCCACAUGCAGGUGUGGAAGGCGGGUCAAAGGAUGUGGGUGUGGGUGUGGGUAUCGGAGAGGGCGGGUGUGAAGGGGAGGAGGGGUGGAUGGAGGAGGAGAGGCAGAAGCUGCAGGCCUUGCUGUGUGCUGCUGGCCUCACUCUGCUGGCAGGGGGUUCCAGUCAACCCAGUCAACCAAGUCAACAGGGUCAGCAGCAGGGCCAACAUCUGCAUGCCCAGCCCAGUGAGCAGCAGCAAGGCACGGAGGCCAUCAGCCCCUCCACCAACCCGUCAACGCGCCAGCCCAGCAGUCAGCCUCUCGCCUGCCACCCUCCCCGGCCGCUAUCGUGGGCGUGGGCGCCCUGCUCUCGCGUGGCCCUCCACGCCACCGUGCCGUGCAAUACAAGCCGUACAACCCAUGCAAGCACAGCGACCACAGCGAUCACAGCGAGUGAUGCAUCAGGCCAAGAGGUACCCAUUCCACGCGAAUCAGCACAUGGUACCCACCUCACAGCAGCAGCACGCCACGAAUCGUCGUCCCCUUUGCUGCGAGCCUUUUCUCGAGGCUCUGGUCUGCGAAGGGAGGCCCAAGGCAAGGAGGAGGGUGUGAGGGACAGGGAAGGAGAGGAAGGGAGGCAAGGAGACGCGGAGAGGCAAGGAGAGGAGGACAGGCAAAGAGAGGUGGAACGACAUGACUUGUCGUCCCCUUUGCUGCGAGCUUUUUCUCGAGGUUCUGGUCUGCGACGGGAGGCCCAAGAGAAGGAGGAAGAUGUGAGGGACAGGGAAGGAGGUGCGGAGAGGGAUUUGGUGGAGGGAGGGGCAUGUGAGGGUGGAGCAUUGGGGGAUGGGGGUGAGGGAGGGGUGACGAAUCGAGGGGGGGAUGAAGGGGAGGGAAACGAGGGAGAGGAGGGAUGUGAAGGAGUGGGUCGGCAUGAGAGUAGGAGCCUAAGGAAAGGAGAGCUAAGCGAGGUGGGUACUGGAGAGGAGGAGCGUGGGACAGAAGAGGGAGGGACAAGGGAACAGAGAGAUUUAGGAAGACGAAGAUUAGUGGGACGAGGAGGAAGAGGAGGCAGAAGAGAGAGGGGCGGCAAGGGAAGGCUGGGUUCACGUAGCAUGAAAGUUGCUGUGGAAGGGGCGCUUGUGCGGAUGCUGGGCCAGAGACGAGUGAGGAAUGAGCACACACGCGUGGAAGAUGCGGAUUUGGGUGAGAACCAAAUGCAGAAGACAAAGAGGAGUGAGGUGCGGAGCGGUACCGAAGAGGCGGAGGAAGGGGCAGAGGUGGGGAGUGAGAGCGUGGAGCGUGGAGAUGCGUCAGAGCGAAAGAGGAGGAAAGUUGGUGUCUCAGGUGGACAGGAAUCAGAGUCUUUCUCGACGUGGAGAGUCACUGGUGGUGGUGGUACCACGGGCGAGGGUGGUGGGGUCAGUUUGAAAAGGAAGCAUGUGGCGGGAGAGAGAGACGGGAGUGGUGCGAGGGAGGAUGACUUAGAAGCAGAGAGGUUUGGGAGGAACGGUGCUGUACAGGUAGAUGUGGAUGCGAUGAGGGAGGGAGAGGUGGGCGAAGAGAGGGACACGGGCAGAGGAGAUGGUAAUGGGGCCAGAGAGGGGAAGGGUGGCACGGAAGAAAGAGAGGGAGGUGAGGGUACGGUGGAAUGGCAUGAUAGUGCGGUUGGAGAAGGUGCAGUGCGGCACUGUGGGAGAGAUGACAGGCGCAGGGAUGAUGGGGCGGUUGGAGUGGGAGAAUUGGAUGAGUGGGAUGGUGGGUUGAAGCAUGACGCUGUUGUUCAGGUGCAAGGCGUCAGUAGGGGUGGGGAUGAUGGGAACAAUGGUGAUGGUGCUGAUGAGAGACAAAGGGAGGAUUCGAGACGAGGAGAUGCACAACAGCACACAGACGAAGCAAAGGCCAGCGCGUUAAGAGCCAUCAAGCGAGGGAGAGACGCAUCCUUGGCGUUGCUAAGGCAGGAGUUUCGAAUGCCGCUUACAGGAGAGCCAGGCUCCGUGCAAGCCCAAGAGGACUGGGGUCAACGUCUGGAUCAAGCCCUUUCGCUGCUUGCCGUGUUGAAUCGAAGGCUGGCAGUGCUGCAGACACACUCUGCCACCGAUCACAGCGACAAUCUGAGCCAUGGUGUCAGAGUGGAGGUGCAGAGCAAGUUCCAAGUCAUGGAUCAGAUACAUUUCGGCGCUCUGUACCACUACCGAGUAAACUUUCCUUUUCCCUCCCCUGCUCCUCUCCCAUCCUCCCAUGUCUCUCAAUUCACCUUCACACACCCCUAA